Molecule: messenger RNA, 1452 nt
Organism: Chrysemys picta bellii (western painted turtle)
Lineage: Eukaryota; Metazoa; Chordata; Testudines; Emydidae
Source: RefSeq, a predicted model, not a curated record
ACUUCUACCAUAGAGGUGACAACCACUGUUCCUAAUCCCACGACUACAGUACCUGCGAGUACAGCUGCAGCCACCUCAACUGCUCCAGAAACCACCACACUUACGCUAAUGACCACUUCCCCAGCUGAGAGUACACCAAUAAUUAGUACUUCUACAAUGGAAGGGACAACCACCCUUCCUCUUCUUAGCACUUCACAACCUGAAACCACUGCUGCAGCCACCUCUACCAUAGGAAUAACCUCCACCUCUCCUCUAGAGACGUCUUCUGCAGCUGAAACUACAGCAAUCACUAGUAGAACUAGAAGUGAAGAGACAACCACGCUUCCCCUUCUUACAACUUCAGAACCUGGGAGCACUGCUGUAGCCACUUCAACUCUUCCUGAGACCUCCACAACUCUUGCAGAGACCACAACCCCAACAGAGAGGACAACAAUAACUAGUACCACUGGAGCUGAAGUGACAUCCACACCUUCCCUCCCUGGAACUUCACAAGCUGAAAGCACAGCUGUAGCCAGUUCUACCACAGCAGAAAGAUCCAACUCAGCUUUCCAGACUACUACUUCAGCUGAAACUACAGCAGUAAGUAGUACUUCUACCAUAGAGGUGACAACCACUGUUCCUAAUCCCACGACUACAGUACCUGCGAGUACAGCUGCAGCCACCUCAAUUGCUCCAGAAACCACCACAGUUACGCUAAUGACCACUUCCCCAACUGAGACUACACCAAUAAUUAGUACUUCUACAAUGGAAGGGACAACCACCCUUCCUCUUCUUAGCACUUCACAACCUGAAACCACUGCUGCAGCCACUUCUACCAUAGGAAUAACCUCCACCUCCCCUCUAGAGACGUCGUCUGCAGCUGAAACUACAGCAAUGACUAGUAGCACUGGAAAGACCACAACCCCAACAGAGAGGACAACAGUAACUAGUACCACUGGAGCUGAAGUGACAUCCACACCUUCCCUCCCUGCAACUUCACAAGCUGAAAGCACACCUGUAGCCAGUUCUACCACAGCAGAAAGAUCCACCUCACCUUUCCAAACGACUUCUUCAGCUGAAACUACAGCAAUGAUUACUGAAACUACAGCAAUGAUUAGUACCACCAGAAGUGAAGAGACAACCACGCUUCCCCUUCUUACAACUUCAGAAGCUGGGAGCACAGCUCUAGCCACUUCUGCUAUUCAAGAAUCCUCCACAGCUCCACUAGAGACCACUUCUCCAACCAGUAUAGUUGAGGAGAAAACCACAGUUGCCCUUCCAAGUACUUCCCCAGUUGAAACAACCACCACUCUGGCUAUCACCACACCAGCUCCUGUGGCCACUUCCCUCACUGAGACCACAACUGGAGUCACUUCUGUUUUACCGUUGACAUCCACAAGGAGAGACAACAGCAGCCAUCUCUAUGACAACUACAACAUCGCUUUCACCUACCACAGCUGCAUUGACAAGUAA